Molecule: messenger RNA, 1939 nt
Organism: Eublepharis macularius
Lineage: Eukaryota; Metazoa; Chordata; Lepidosauria; Squamata; Eublepharidae
Product: cytochrome P450 2J5-like
Exons: 9
Coding region: 87-1571 (494 amino acids)
Biological process (GO): xenobiotic metabolic process; arachidonate metabolic process
Cellular component (GO): cytoplasm; intracellular membrane-bounded organelle
Molecular function (GO): oxidoreductase activity, acting on paired donors, with incorporation or reduction of molecular oxygen, reduced flavin or flavoprotein as one donor, and incorporation of one atom of oxygen; heme binding; iron ion binding
Source: RefSeq, a predicted model, not a curated record
UCUUCGAGGACAGCGAAGAGCCACUGGAGAAAAAUCAUUUGAGUUAUACAAGAAAGAUACAAAACAGAGAGGAACAGGCAAACAAAAUGCAGUGGAUAUGGGCAAUUUUGAUAGUAGUGUCAGUGUGUCUUCUGAUUGUGCACUUUCUGAAACAACUCUGGUUACACAGGAACUAUCCUCCAGGGCCUCUUCGGCUUCCUCUGAUUGGAGGCAUGUGGCGGGUAUUGCCAAACUUUUCUGAGGAUACUUUGAUUAAGCUGGCAAAGCAAUAUGGAAACAUUUAUACCAUAUGGACAGGGCCUGUGCCUACAAUGGUAUUUUCUGGAUUUGAAGCAGUGAAAGAAGGUGUGAUCAAACAUUUGGAAUACUUUGAUGAGCGACCAGUGGCUCCUUACUUUAAAGCUAUACGAAAUGAAAAGGGUAUUGCACUUGCAAACGGUCACACCUGGAAGCAGCAGAGGAAGUUUGGGCUAGUUACCCUGCGGAAGCUGGGACUGGGGAAGAAAGGCCUAGAGUACCAAAUACAAGAGGAGGCCCAUCAGCUUGUCAAGUCUUUUGAAAAUGAAAAGGGGCAACCUCUUGACCCUACAUUACCCAUCACUAAUUCCGUCACCAAUGUGGUCUGUGCUCUGACUUUUGGUCAGCGGUUUUCUAUUGAAGAUGAAGACUUCCUCAAGUUGAGAGAUGCCUUAUUUCAUUCCUUACGGUUUACAGCAACCUUCUUUCAUUUUCUGUACGAUUUCUUCCCAUGGCUCAUGAAACAUCUUCCAGGGCCUCACAAGGAGGCAAUCGCCUACAAUGAUUUUGUACGUUCCUUUGCAAACAAAGAGAUAGAAAUGCAUAGAAAACAUCAGGCCAUGCAUGAACCACAGGAUUUCAUCGAUUACUACCUACUUCAGAUGGAGAAAUGCAAGAACGAUCCCAGCUCUACCUACAAUACAGAGAACUUGUCCAAUUGCGUUUUAGACCUUUUUGCUGCAGGAACAGAAACAACCACCAGCACGCUUCUCUGGGCGCUAGUCCUCAUGGUGAAUCAUCCAGAUAUCCAAGAAAAAGUCCAGAAGGAGAUAGACGAUGUUUUGGGUUCCUCUCAAUCAUUCUCCUACCAAGAUCGGAAGAAUCUUCCCUAUACCAAUGCUGUGAUUCAUGAGAUCCAGCGUUCAAAAUAUAACUUAUUGUUUGGCAUCCCAAGACAAUGUGCAAAGGAUGUGAAGAUUAUGGGAUUUCUUAUCCCUAAGGGGGCCACUGUAAUUCCCGAUUUCCGCUCCGUUCUUCUUGAUCCCAAGCGAUGGGAAACCCCUCGAGAGUUCAACCCAAACCAUUUUUUGGACAAGAAUGGAAGUUUUGUGGAGAGAGAAGAAUUUCUUCCAUUUGGAGCAGGGGCCCGUAUAUGUCUUGGGGAGCAGCUGGCAAAAAUCGAACUCUUCAUCUUCUUUACCAACCUGCUGAGGGCAUUCACCUUUCAGCCACCAGAAGGACUGAAAAAAAUCAAUGAAGACCCUGUAGUACGAUUGGUUACCCCUCCCCAGCCUUAUAAGAUCUGUGCUGUUCCCCGCAGUAGUGGAUCAUAAGCCACAACCAUCUUUACAGAAGCUUAUUCAUUGGUAUCCAUUUGAUCCUCAUUCAUCCUUUCUGGCGUCCAUCCAUGCUGUCCUUUAAUUUCCUCAUUUGUUUAGAGCUGUUUAGAACAGAAAUUCAGACAGAUCUCUACUGUUGUUCAUUGCAUCCAUAUUGUCAACUAAUAUAUGCAAUAUAGUUUUCUGAUUCUGCAGAAAAGCUUGUUAUAGAAUGCUUAUCCUGUACAAAACUGAAAACUUAUAUUUUUAUUGUAUCGAUGAGCCUUCCUUGGUAAUCUUUAUCAGUGCUUUGUGCAGUCUGUAUUCUUUUAGAAGUGACAAAUCUGAUUUUGAAACUAUUAUUAAAACUAUUAUUAAAACUA